Messenger RNA from Amphibalanus amphitrite, 3534 nucleotides. RefSeq lists its product as uncharacterized. The record is from RefSeq and is a predicted model, not a curated record. NCBI's taxonomy places the organism in Eukaryota, Metazoa, Arthropoda, Thecostraca, Balanomorpha, Balanidae. The transcript has 3 exons. Bases 236 to 2038 code for a protein of 600 amino acids.
GAAUUAUCUGGCAGAUAAUAUGGCGCGGCAACACGACUCGUUCAGAGAAAAUAUGAACAACAUGGAUAAUCUGACUCAUUCACAAGAAUAUAUCUAAAGAAAUUUGCUUAUAAUGUUGGAACUAAUUAUACAUAAUAAGAUGUGUCGUGGUCAGUCAGAUAUCCAUAAAAGAUCAGCUAUGCGCAUGAAUAUGAACAAUACAAAUCACUGAGAUACGUGAAAUCCCAGAACAAACAUGUCUAGAAACAACUCAUUUCCUCCUAUCGAAAAGCGUUCGAGCAAACUAACAGCAAGCGACCUAUCCGGAGAAAUGACCAUUGACCAGUUCUUGGCGAAGUACUCCCAGCUUUCCGCCACCAAAAAGGAAGAGCCCUACGUGAGCAGAACGCCGUCUCCGAUGGCGGCCGCAAGGGUCGCCAGUAAUCUUCGGCGCACGUCCAUUCGGCGGCUUCACUCUAGCAAGGCCGGCGUCCGCGCGGGUCAGUCGCCCGAGGACGGGGCUCGCGGCGGAGCGGGAGGCGGGAGCGACCGGCCGCUCAGCCGCUCCGAACAGGCUCUCCUGCUGACGGAGCGCAGCGCCGUGCUGCUCGACCUGCCGUCGGCCACAGGCAGCGACGAGAACAUGUCCAACGGCGACUCGGCCCGCUCCACGGACCGCAGCGGCAGGCACGCCACCAAGUACCAGCAGUCACCCAGCCCGGACAACCGGCGCGGCGACAAGCCGCCGCCGCCGCGCCGCAAGAGCCUGCUGGAGCGCUGGGAGGAGGUGCAGGCGUCGCGGCCCCGCCCGCUGUCAGGCGAGAGCACGGACUCCCAGUUCGAGGACGACGCCUACCCGUACCGCCCGCGGAUCAACACGCGCGGCAGCAGCCAGGAGACGGGCUUCGAGCCGACACCUGGCGACGAGGCGGCGCAGCGGCCGCCCAGCGGGGUCGACUCGCUGGCCACGCCUCGCUCGGGUCCGCGGCCGCUGUCCAGUAGCAGCACCGGAGCCUCGUCAGCCCGCAGCGAGCCCUCUGACCGGGCGGCACAGUCACCGGCAGUGCCGCCUGGACACUCGCUAUUCGACAGCGGUAACGUCGAGACCAUCGAUGACGUCAUUGAUUCUUUACUAACGUCACGAUCGACGCAGGUGUCACGAUCACGUCACAAGGCACGCGACCGAGAGGCCGACUUCAACUGGGACCAGGUAGACCGUUCCUCCCACCCUGUAAUAGAGACGGUGAGAUUCCCCGAGCCCAUCAAAGCCACCUCUCCUCCUGCGGUGAACGAGUACGAGCGGUACGGGGUCAGUCGGCCGCGACCCGUCACCUCUGCCACUGAGGUGCUGGAGCGACUUUCCCAGGUGAUGUCCACACAGCGCGUCCACCGCGGCGGCGCCACACCGGGCCGGGAGGAGGAGCAGCGGCCGGCUGAGGUCGGAGAGCCCCGUGAGGAGACUGUCAGCCAGCGGCCGCCGUCGGGCCGCGCUCCUGCCGUGCUCCGUUCGCCGCGGGCCCGGCCGGCGGUACACCGCGCGCCGGAGGCCGCGCCGCUGGCACCCACCAGCCCCGGCCGCCGGGGCCACCAGCCGGUCACGGCGGCCGUCGGCUGGCACGGCGCCGGGCCUCCCAAACCGCCUCGGCUGGCCGAUCGUCGGUGGUCGGGCCCGCCUGCUGUGGGUGCCGAGCGGCGCUCCGAGGAGCCCGUGCUGCCCUCCUGGCUGGAGCCCGGCGGAGCAGCCUCGGAUGACGAGGACGGCCGGCGCACUGCCGUGUUCGAGCUGGAACCGAACGGGGCGGACGGCGGCGGCCCGUCGGCCGUCAUCCGGACGUCGUCACCGGACCUGGACCGGCCGCCGCGGGAGGCCUUCUGCGCCGUGUCGCCCAACUGGACGGCGCCCCGGAGCAGGACGUCUGGUAACGAGUCGGACGGCCUGGUGGACCCCACGCUCACACAGAGGCUCCUGUGGCGUCAGAUCCUGCGCUGGACGGCCGUCACUACGUCUGUGCUCAUCGCCGCUGCAGCCAUCACCCUCCUAGUGUUUCUGCUACUGUGACCGUCCUGUCCUUCCGGUGGACCCGCCGAAACUGCCACUGGGCUGUGUGAGCCGCGUCAUGGUGAGGACACACUGAAAGCAGUCAGAAGGAUGGACGGACGAAGGGGAUGUGCCAAUGGACGGGAGGAGACCCACUCGGGCGGCAGCACCUGGCUCAUCCAUCCAGCGAGACCAGUGAAGAUGCAUUAUAGCUUGUUUUAUUCUGUGCUGGCCUGAUGCUUGCAAAAGUCCACUGCAGGCCAUACGAUUGUCGUAGCACCCCACAUAAUGAUGUUGAUUGACUGGAUGUGAUGGUUCUGCGUGUGCAAUGUGUCACGGAUAGAGUAGCUUCUCGAACCAGUAACAUCCGAUCGGUGCGCCAGGGACGACGAUGGAAAGAUGUUUCGGGCUGAACUGUCUGUGGCUUAUGCGUGAUUUGAUGUGCGUAUGCGUGGGUAAAUGUACCGAGACGAAUGGCCAGCACAGGGUAUCAGUCGAUCUGUAAUGUCGAUAUGUGAUGUGUCAACAUCGACAAGAGAAGUGAUAAGCAGCCCAGGCAAAGAGCGGCGAACCGGUUAAAUAUAAAAUAGACUGUAUUACACAGCACCACCCAGCACGCGGCUAAACAAUCCGGCAUAAGGCGUCUACCAACGAGUACAUAUAUCGAUGAGUGCGCUCCGACAGUGGCAUAUGUGAAUCAUUUGUAAAUAAAGCAGCACGUCUUAACACCCUCCAUUGCACAGCUAGUGCCGGGCAAACGGGCUCCAGCGAGUACACACAGAUAACGAACAAAACAACACACACAGAUUGAAGACACAGAUAUUAUGUGGAUGACUAAUGUAGAAAUCAGUCACCCACCUUGUGAAAUCUGCUGAAAAUCGUACAGACUAUUGGCCGAAUAUGCCGGCAAAACAGCUAAUUCUACGAUCAAUUGAUAUCCUUCGGAUCAAUUUCUGCCAAUGGUAUAUCCCACUGACAUAUCACAAGAUUUGAUCAGAAAUACGCUGGUUUUGUUACCAGGGUAGGCUUUGUUGUAGCUGGGAGCUGGUUUUGUUACCAGGGUAGGCUUUGUUGUCGCUGGGACCACGGUAGCGACAGGCGGUGGGGGCGACAUGUUUUCUGCUGCGAACACCACGUACGAAAGGGAGCGGACAGACAAAAGCGGCUUUGACUGGUGUCAACAGCUGACUAAGCGUGGUGCAUAUCUUGCAACUCGAUUGUGUACAAUGUAACCGCAAUGUGCUGUGAUCCGUCUCAGUUCACAGCUUUUUGGUGGCUUCACAAGUAAUUGUGGUGUGACUCUGGACUACAGACCGACCGUAAAGACGUCAAGAGACGUGCGAAGACGGUGCUGUAUGAUCAUAAGCCACAAUAUGUAGUGCAAGAGUUUUAUACUGUGGCUGUAAUAACAUGACUACGAAUCACAGAGUGACUGUAGCUCGAACAAAUUAAUAAAAUGUCUUUUUUCAGUGACAAUCAUAGCUACAGCGGACGUUUGAAUAAAGCUAAUAGUUGAA